Alternaria rosae is the source of this 3050-nucleotide messenger RNA. RefSeq names its product peptidase S41 family protein. Gene Ontology annotation, biological process: proteolysis. The transcript has a single exon. Bases 458 to 2743 code for a protein of 761 amino acids. The record is from RefSeq and is a predicted model, not a curated record. Gene Ontology annotation, molecular function: serine-type peptidase activity. Lineage: Eukaryota; Fungi; Ascomycota; Dothideomycetes; Pleosporales; Pleosporaceae.
AUCAUGCGUCACUUUCCAGUAUAUCACCAGCCUCCUAGUGGCGCGUGUGGAUUUUCCCUUUCUUAAGAGGAACCGUGUGGGCUGUUACCCGUCUCUUAUCAUCCCAAUUCCCUCGUCUCUGAGGCCAACAUUCCCACGAACAACUUAUCUUUCGCCCAGAAACGAGCGAAAGAGCGUGCCUGGAGUUAUUUGCCCCCGGCCGUUUGCAGUCCACUGCGCUUUCCCGGACUAGAGCCUGCACGUGACCGUUUGCCUUGCGUUCAACGUGCGUACAUCACCUCAUCGCACGUACAGAGCAAGCGCGUUCGAUUUACCACACCUGCUGCCAAACAAUACUUCCCAGACUCCUCCUUCCUCUCCGCCCUCACCCACAUUCGCCCUCGCUGGUCCAACAAUUCCAUUCGUUCCAAGUUCAUCCCACCCUCUCCACGGUAGAUAGCUUCCUCACCCCCUCGCCAUGAAGACUUCCGCUCUGCUCGCCGCCAUUGGCGCAGCAUCACUGGCCGUCGCCUCCCCCGUUCUGCCCUCACGGACCCAGCCCAUCAAGGUCGAAGCUCGCCAGGCUGAUGGUACCACUCCCCCAUGUGCCAAGGUCUCCAACUACGUCUACGGUAAUGGAACACAACCCGCUCAGCUCAGUAUGCCUGCCCAGUUGGCCUGGGACUGCAUCAACACCGUUCCCUUCAACGCCUCAUCAGCAAAGCGGCUUAUUGGAGCGAUGCGUCCCUAUAUUGAGUGGCAGAGCACCCUCUCUGAGCUCAAGAACCCGCCUGCCGAGUACGCCGAGAAGGUGCAGCCUCCCGUCGACAUCUUCGGUGGUCUCGAUAAGAUCGAGGACGACAUUGACGCCGGCAACUUCAAGAACGAGUACGACUUUGGCUGGACUCUCUACAACCUUAUCCUUUCUGCCCACGAUGGUCACUUCUCGUAUAUCCCGGACUCCGUCGGUUCUAUCUUCACAUGGGGCCGCCCUAUUCCCCUAGUCUCUGUCUCUGAAGAUGGAGAACAGUUGCCAGCUGUCUUCGUCUUCACCGACGUACUCGGUAUGCAAUACAAGAACAUCUCCUACACGCCAUCGCCUGUUGUGCAAAUUGACGGCAAGGACGUGACCGAGUUCCUCGAGGACCUCAGUCAGUAUGGCUCUCUUCAAGAUCGAGACGCUCUCUACAACAACGUCUUUUACGAGCUCGCCCAAGUUAGCCUUGGUUCCUCGGGUAGUGGAACCGGUGUCUUCACUGGAGGUGGCCGUGGACGAUGGGUUUACCCUGGUGCCACCACAACCCUGACCUUCGCCAACGGCACAUCCUACACUAUGGAAAACUACGCCCGCCCAACCAUUCCUUUCCGCGAGAUUGCUACUGGUGAAGACCUGGCUAGGAAGUGGUUCAGCUUUGACUCCGCAGGUGCUUCAUUUGCCGAUACCCGUGUCCAGUCGGAGGAAGAGGAGGUAUCUACCCUCGCUGUUGGUGCCGCUACUCCUGGUUUCCCCGCUCCUGUCGCCGCUGGCCCCCAGGGUCUCAUUAACGGCUUCUACAUCGACGCCCCUGGUUAUGAAGACGUUGCGGUAUUGCAGGUGCCCAACUUCGUCGGAAAUACCCGCGCAGAGGUGCCCUUCCAGGAGCUCACCCAGAACUUCAUCCCCAAGGCUCUCGCCGACGGAAAGACUAAGCUCAUCAUCGAUCUUCAAGCCAACGGUGGUGGUACUAUUCUCCAAGGCUACGACAUGUUCAAGCAGUUGUUUCCUGAUAUGGAACCUCUCGGCACCAACCGCUGGAGGGCGCAUCAGGCUAUGGACCUCGUCGGACAGUCUUUCAGCAAGUUUGGGAGCCAAUUUCCCAGGGAGCUCGGCAACAACAAUACGAUCAGUUUUGCGCAGUCUUCUUACUUCGACUACCACAUGGACAUGAAGGCUGAUGGUACUCCAUUCUCCUCCUGGGACGAGAAGAUGGGCCCUAAAGAGGUUAAUGGAGAGCUAUACACCACAGAGGCUCGAUGGAAUCUGUCUGAUGUAUACGUCCCCUACGUAUCUGGUGGCAUCAAUGUCACUGGCUACGGACCCUUGUCGGGCGUUACCGGACCACCUAAGUUCGCACCCGAGAACAUCGUCAUCGUGACCGACGGUUACUGUGCCUCAACCUGCACUAUAUUCAGUGAGUUGAUGAAGCAACAGGGCGGUGUCAAGACCAUCGCGAUGGGUGGCCGCAGCAACAAGAACCCCAUCCAGGCCAUUGGCGGUGUCAAGGGUGUCAACAACUUUGCUUUCGGCUUCAUCCAGCAGACCGUCCAGUACGCCGUCAGGUUCGAUCCUUCGCUCAAUUCAUCCAUCUUGAGGGAAGACUAUUACAGCGACGUCGUUUUCGCCCGCAGCGUCGGUGGAGGUGGAGCCGUCAACACCCGCGACGGCCUCCGCGCAAACGACACGUCCGGUGUCGCCCUCCAGUUCCAAUACGAGGAGGCCGACUGCCGUCUCUACUACACUCCGGAGAUGACUGUUGACAUCACUGCCCUAUGGAAGUCUGCCGCAGACGCCCAAUGGAGCAACAACGGCAAAUGCGUCAACGGCGCCCGUUCCGCCGACGAAAAGCGCGCCACCCCCAAGGCCAUGAAGAUCACGACCAAACUCAGCCCACCCGUAGGACGCGUACGCGUCGCGGAUGUAGACAACCGCAUGCACGCAUUUGAAAAGAGUUUCGAGCUGGAGACGGAGUGCAAGCUCAAGGGUAACGGUUUCAUGGAGCCGUAAGCGUGGUUUCCAUACCUACGAGGCUUCUGUAGGGUCUGCUUUCAUCACGGUUGUUUUCCCAAUCCAGCGUGGAGUUCUUGGCGCCGAAAAAGGGACGUCUUAGUAGUCCCAUAAUGUGUAUUGUUUUGGAAUGGUAUGAGAUGGGAACGCUACGGAGAGGUACUUAGCAUGUUAGACCGCGUGGUGCAAUUGAAAUACCCCCUAUGAUUCGAUGAUUUGAACGUUGUCUUUGGAGUCUACAACGUGAUUUCUUGUCUAUUACGCCACGCAAUGAUUGUCUGUGUAGAAUACAUUGCGACGCCGUGUC